AUCGAAGACCUUCUUUGCAUAUGACAAUCCUUCUUAUGCAAUCCGAAGCUUUGCCCCAAUAACGAUGUCCCGACCCUUGGCUGCCAUCAGCCUGCUUCAGAAAUCUUUGAUCAUAAAUCCGAAGCUUUGCCUCAAUGGCAUACUUCCUCGAAAUUUAUUUUGAGAUGAUAAGGGUGGGGGUACCCAGGAAACACAAAAAAAGCUGACUUCGGGAGGGGCCGAGGGCGGAGGCAAAUACCAAACAUAUUCUUUAAGAACCUCUUCACUUCUCUCCCUCCCCCAUCCCCCUUCCGUUCGGGACUUUGAUGGAAGCUGCGCUGCGACGGCGGCAGCAGCGGCGGCGGCGGCGAUUCCUUUGAUGCUUACAUCCCGCUGGGGGGGGCACCGCCUCCGCGAAUCCCUCCUCCUCUCUACCCGACGGUCGCCCUUUCCUCCCUCCGUCGCCUCCGAGUCCAUCCUCGCGCCCUUCGCCUCCUCUUCUUCCCUUCUCCACCCACCCUUCGGACGAGAGGACAAAGCUCCACCUUGCGGGUUUCUCCUCUUCACCUCCGCCGCCGGCGCUCGCUUCUUUAGGGCUCUCGAUUCAUCCCUUAACCUCUCGAAAGCUUGUUCUAGGGAUUUCUCCUUAUCGGCGAGACCUUCUGGGAUCGGUUCUUCUGCUGCUCUCCUUUCAUUCUUUCGCACUUAUUCUCUUAGAGUUGCGAAGGUUAAAAGAGCCGAAUUUGAUGACACCAGCCAACGUGCAGUUACAACUGCAUUAUGGUGCAACUUUCUUGUCUUCUCUCUCAAGUUUGGGGUGUGGCUCUCAACUUCCAGCCAUGUUAUGUUAGCUGAAGUGGUGCACUCAGUUGCAGAUUUUGCAAACCAGGCCCUUCUUGCUUAUGGAUUGAAUAGCUCCAGGCGUGCUCCAGAUGCUCUGCACCCUUAUGGUUAUUCAAAGGAAAGAUUUGUCUGGUCUUUGAUAUCUGCUGUCGGCAUCUUUUGCCUGGGCUCUGGCGCAACAAUUGUGCAUGGAUUUCAGAAUCUAUGGAGCUCUUAUCCUCCUGAAAAUAUUUAUUAUGCUGCUUUAGUGAUUGGUGGAUCGUUCCUGAUUGAAGGUGCUUCUCUGCUUGUUGCCAUAAAUGCUGUCAAGAAAGGAGCAGCUGCAGAAGGAAUGAAGGUGUGGGACUAUGUUUGGCGUGGGCACGAUCCAACGUCAGUUGCUGUUAUGACAGAGGAUGGUGCUGCAGUUACGGGUCUUGCUAUUGCUGCAGCUUCAUUGGUGGCUGUUAAUACAACAGGAAAUGCAAUUUAUGACCCAAUCGGUUCUAUGGUAGUGGGUAGUUUACUUGGAAUGGUUGCUAUAUUCCUCAUUCAGAGGAAUAGGCAUGCUUUAAUUGGUAGGGCAAUUGAUGAUCAUGACAUGGAAAGAGUACUUCAGCUGUUGAAAUCUGAUCCGGUUGUAGAUGCCUUGUAUGAUUGCAAAAGCGAGGUAAUUGGGCCUGGAUUUUUUAGAUUCAAAGCAGAAAUAGAUUUCAAUGGCGUAAUGGUGGUGCAAAAUUAUUUGGAAAGAACUGGACGUGAAGAAUGGGCAAAACAGUUUCAGUAUCUUUUGCCUCAUAAAGUGCAAAAGCCUUGGAUGGUAGAACUACAGCGAGGCUGACAAAAACAGUAGGGUGCCUUUGGUCGUUCUGUGCGUGCUGCGUGCUUUUAGACCAGUAGAAUUCCUACAGGACAAUGUUGAGGUCUUCAGAGUCAUAUGCAAUGGAAUGCUGGACUAUAAUUUUAUAGGAUGCGUGUGGUGAUGACCAUCAUGGUUAAGGAUAUGGAGGAGGCCUUGACGCUGUACCAAGAUGAAAUGGCAAAGAAUCAAUAUAGCGUGGAUAUGUAGCAACGGGACACAAGGAGGUGUGUCAAGGAGAGGGUCGUAGAAUCCUAGCAAAGAGUCAUGAAAGAGGAUGAGAUAACCUACAAUAAUCUGAAAAUAACUCAUGACUUGUGAGAAACGAUAAGUAAAAUGUUGCAUAGACUUGGAAGUAGUGAAUUGUAUAGAAUUGUGAGGUGAAUUGCAAUUAGAUGGGAUGGUGCUUUGCGGCAAUUAUGAUUUCAUUUAUGUAAAGCUAUAUUAUAUAUCUAUAAAGAUCUAGAUUUAUUUUCUAGUUA
Messenger RNA from Phoenix dactylifera (date palm), 2142 nucleotides. NCBI's taxonomy places the organism in Eukaryota, Viridiplantae, Streptophyta, Magnoliopsida, Arecales, Arecaceae. The record is from RefSeq and is a predicted model, not a curated record.